Schistocerca nitens (vagrant locust) is the source of this 3163-nucleotide messenger RNA. Its product is annotated as serine-rich adhesin for platelets-like. The record is from RefSeq and is a predicted model, not a curated record. NCBI's taxonomy places the organism in Eukaryota, Metazoa, Arthropoda, Insecta, Orthoptera, Acrididae. The transcript has 5 exons. Bases 75 to 3026 code for a protein of 983 amino acids.
GGUGUGAGCACAGACCGUGCACCGCUAUAAAAAUACUGUGGUGCCCUCGGCAAGACACUCCAGGGCUCAGCAACAUGGCUCCCAAGCUGGUGAUUCUCCUCGCUCUGUCGUUCGUGGUGCAGAACACAUACGCGUCACCCCUAUUUUUUGACUCGAUAGGGAAGAUUAUAGACGAUGUGGCGCAGGGUAUUCAAGACGCUGUGGAUGACGUUGCUAAUGGCAUAGACAACAUUGUGCAUGGAGGCACCACCACCAGCUCGACUUCUGCACCCACCACAAGUACAACUGUCACAGAGGUCACCAGCACCACUGUCUCUGAUGCCACUACCCCCUCUGCAGCCACCACAAGUUCAACCGCAGACGUCACAAGCUCUGCGACAACCUCUGCUGCAACUACUGCAAGUUCUUCUGCCUCAGAAGUCACAACCUCUGCGACUGCGUCUGAUGCAACUACUGCCACUGAAACUUCAGCUGGUACUACUGCCACAGAUGUAACAAGCUCUGUGACUGCGUCUGAUGCAACUACUGCCACUGAAACUUCAGCUGGUACUACUGCCACAGAUGUAACGAGCUCUGUGACUGCGUCUGAUGCAACUACUGCCACUGAAACUUCAGCUGGUACUACUGCCACAGAUGUAACAAGCUCUGUGACUGCGUCUGAUGCAACUACUGCCACUGAAACUUCAGCUGGUACUACUGCCACAGAUGUAACAAGCUCUGUGACUGCGUCUGAUGCAACUACUGCCACUGAAACUUCAGCUGGUACUACUGCCACAGAUGUAACAAGCUCUGUGACUGCGUCUGAUGCAACUACUGCCACUGAAACUUCAGCUGGUACUACUGCCACAGAUGUAACAAGCUCUGUGACUGCGUCUGAUGCAACUACUGCCACUGAAACUUCAGCUGGUACUACUGCCACAGAUGUAACAAGCUCUGUGACUGCGUCUGAUGCAACUACUGCCACUGAAACUUCAGCUGGUACUACUGCCACAGAUGUAACAAGCUCUGUGACUGCGUCUGAUGCAACUACUGCCACUGAAACUUCAGCUGGUACUACUGCCACAGAUGUAACGAGCUCUGUGACUGCGUCUGAUGCAACUACUGCCACUGAAACUUCAGCUGGUACUACUGCCACAGAUGUAACAAGCUCUGUGACUGCGUCUGAUGCAACUACUGCCACUGAAACUUCAGCUGGUACUACUGCCACAGAUGUAACAAGCUCUGUGACUGCGUCUGAUGCAACUACUGCCACUGAAACUUCAGCUGGUACUACUGCCACAGAUGUAACAAGCUCUGUGACUGCGUCUGAUGCAACUACUGCCACUGAAACUUCAGCUGGUACUACUGCCACAGAUGUAACAAGCUCUGUGACUGCGUCUGAUGCAACUACUGCCACUGAAACUUCAGCUGGUACUACUGCCACAGAUGUAACAAGCUCUGUGACUGCGUCUGAAACUUCUUCAAGUGCUACUGUGUCAGAUGUUACGACUUCUGUAACUGUCUCCGAUGGUACGACCACCGUUGGACUUUCUAAAACUACUGCGCCAGCUGUCUCCAGCACUGCUACCACUGCUACUACAAGCACUGCUGGAACUGCCACAGGCACUACUGCCUCAGAUGUCACCAGCUCGGCUACUGCUUCUGAAGCUGCUACCUCUGCUGACACCUCAUCAAGCACAGUCUCAGAUGUCACCACCUCGGAUGUUGUCUCGGAAGCCAGUACCUCUGCUGACACCUCAUCAAGUACUGUAGUCUCCGAUGACACCAGCUCAGUUACUGCCUCUGAAGCCACUACCUCUGCUGACACCUCAUCAAGUACUGAAGUCUCUGACGUGACCAGUUCGGCUACUGCUUCUGAAGCCACUACCUCUGCUGACACCUCAUCAAGUACUGUAGUCUCUGACGUCACCAGCUCGGCUACCGCCUCUGAAGCCACUAGCUCUGCUGACACCUCAUCAAGUACUGUAGUCUCCGAUGACACCAGCUCAGUUACUGCCUCUGAAGCCACUACCUCUGCUGACACCUCAUCAAGUACUGAAGUCUCUGACGUGACCAGUUCGGCUACUGCUUCUGAAGCCACUACCUCUGCUGACACCUCAUCAAGUACUGUAGUCUCUGACGUCACCAGCUCGGCUACCGCCUCUGAAGCCACUAGCUCUGCUGACACCUCAUCAAGUACUGUAGUCUCCGAUGACACCAGCUCGGCUACUGCCUCUGAAGCUACUACCUCUGCCGACACCUCUUCAAGCACCAUCGUUUCAGACGACACCAGCUCAGUUACUGCCUCUGAAGCCACUACCUCUGCUGACACCUCAUCAAGUACUGAAGUCUCUGACGUCACCAGUUCGGCUACUGCCUCUGAAGCUGCUACCUCUGCUGACAGCUCAUCGAGUACUGUAGUCUCAGAUGUCAGCAGCUCAGAUACUGCCUCUGAAGCCACUACCUCUGCUGACACCUCAAGCACUACAGUCUCAGAUGUCACUACCUCUGCAACUACCGCCGCAACUGCAAGCACUGCCAGCAGCGAUUCAUCUGAUGAUUCUUCGUCGGGACUUGGCGGCUUCUUUGAUGCUAUAAAGAACGCUAUCGAGAACGCCAAGAAUGUCACAGAGAACAUAGUCGAGGACAUCGUUGACACUGUAGGAGAUAUAACUGAAGAGAUAGUCGAGAAAGUAAAGGGCUUUGUAAAUGCCACUCAGUCCCAGCUGAAAGAUAUCCAGUCAGCCGUCGAAAAUUCGAUCGCCAGCGUGUCUUCAGAGCUGGCGAGCCUCGCGUCUACGGCCGUAUCGGCCCUGGAGACGGCGGUGGCGGACCUGGCGACGCUGACGCUGAACAACAUCGAGCAGGCCGAGGAGGACAUGGAGGCUGCCAUCAACGCCACGCAGAAGCUCGCGGCCGCCGCCAGCGGCUUCGCUUCUAGCGCCGUCACCAACGUCGUCAAUUCCAUCGAGGGGGCUCUGAACAACACGGAGUCGCUGUUCGACAGUCUCAAGACGAAGCUGAAAAGCAACAGCAGCAGCUCGUGAGCGACGCAGCCAGAAGCAAGAGCGGCAGGCAGUCUUGCGGCGUCCGACUUGUUACGUCUCCGGAAGUGCCAGUUUCUCUACUACAAGAACUUGUUGUUGAGCAUGCCGCAGUGAAAUAAAGUGCCGUUCCAAUAGCA